Molecule: messenger RNA, 531 nt
Organism: Naegleria lovaniensis
Lineage: Eukaryota; Heterolobosea; Eutetramitea; Acrasida; Naegleriidae
Exons: 1
Coding region: 1-531 (176 amino acids)
Biological process (GO): protein folding; protein peptidyl-prolyl isomerization
Cellular component (GO): catalytic step 2 spliceosome
Molecular function (GO): peptidyl-prolyl cis-trans isomerase activity
Source: RefSeq, a predicted model, not a curated record
AUGUCCCUAACUUUAGAAACCAAUCUAGGUCCAAUUAAAAUUGAAUUAUUUUGCGAGCAAUGCCCCAAAACUUGCAAGAACUUUUUAGCGUUAUGUGCUUCGGGAUAUUAUGAUAACACAAUAUUUCAUCGGAAUGUACCUAGAUUUAUUAUUCAAGGUGGAGAUCGAGAAGGAACGGGCAAAGGAGGUACAUCAAUUUAUGGAAAAUUCUUUGAAGAUGAAUUUAGUGAAGAAUUGACUCAUAAUGAACGAGGAAUUGUCGGAAUGGCCAAUAGAUCAAAACCUAAUACAAAUUCGAGUCAAUUUUAUAUCACGUAUGGACCUCAACCACAAUUAAAUAAUCAAUGUGCAGUAUUCGGAAAAGUCAUUGAUGGAUUUAAAGUGUUAGAUAAGAUGGAAUCAAUACCCGUUGACAACAAAUAUAAACCCUUGCAAGAUAUUAAGAUAUUGAGUGUACAUAUUCAUUCUAAUCCAAUAGCCACGUUUAGUGAUAUUUCUGAUAAUGGAGUAAUUUUAUCAACGAAUAAUUAA